UGAAAAGCCAACAACAAUUGUAGAUUGAGUUCUGUAGUGUGUGUAGGUUUGGCUACAGAAACGCGCACUCCACUUGCUGGCGCUGUCGGCUAAUGUAAAUUUGCUAUGAUUGUAGGUUCCCUAAUACAAAUGUUGUAUUACAAGGAUACGGUAUGACUGAAUCAACAUUGGCUGUGUUAAAGGGAACUCCUGACGGCUUACAGAAGCCAGGCAGCGUAGGCGUGGUUGCUCCCGGGAUCACUAUCAAGGUAGUGGAUGUUGAAACCAGACAACCAUUAGGCCCCAACCAGACAGGGGAACUCUGUAUUAAGGGUCCUUUAAUUAUGAAAGGCUACGUGGGAAUAGAUAACAAAGAGGUCUUCGACAGUGAGGGUUUCUUUCCUUCUGGAGAUAUUGGAUAUUAUGAUGAUGACAAAUACUUUUUCAUUGUCGAUAGACUUAAAGAGUUGAUAAAAUAUAAAGGAUUUCAGGUGGCGCCAGCAGAGUUAGAAGGAUUACUGUUAAAACACGAGGCGGUAAGAGACGCGGGCGUGGUAGGAGUGUACGAUAAAGCAGCUGGGGAAGUACCACUAGCAUUUGUCGUUACCCAACCGGACAAAAAAGUGACGGAAAAGAAACUUCAACAGUACGUCGCUGAAAGGUUGUCAAAUCCUAAACAUCUGAGAGGUGGCGUACGUUUCAUCAGCGAGAUACCAAAAAAUCCUAGCGGUAAAAUUAUAAGGAGGCAGCUAAGGAAAAUGGCGAAGGAAGUCAGAAGCAAGAUUUAAAAUACAAUAAGUAUCUUAAAAAAAUGAAGAGACGAUAUCGACUUCUUAUAUAAACCUCCUAAUAUAGUGCCGUAGGUUUUGAUCAGC
Molecule: messenger RNA, 854 nt
Organism: Diatraea saccharalis (sugarcane borer)
Lineage: Eukaryota; Metazoa; Arthropoda; Insecta; Lepidoptera; Crambidae
Source: the annotation of a GenBank genome assembly